Molecule: messenger RNA, 1052 nt
Organism: Lolium rigidum
Lineage: Eukaryota; Viridiplantae; Streptophyta; Magnoliopsida; Poales; Poaceae
Product: probable calcium-binding protein CML15
Exons: 1
Coding region: 82-675 (197 amino acids)
Molecular function (GO): calcium ion binding
Source: RefSeq, a predicted model, not a curated record
UCAUCCAACACAAAGCUUUUCCCGUCCAUCCCGCACAGACAACAACACAACCAACAGAGCUCAAUCUUCCAUCCUCCAUCCAUGGGCAAGAUGCGGUCCCUCUUCUCCCGCAACGGCAGCACCGGCCGCCGCUCCUCCUCCUCCUCCAGGUCCUCCACCCCACCCUCCCCCACCCACAACCCCACCUCCUCCUCCCCGCCACGCACCCCCACCACCCCCUCCACCUCCGAGAUGGAGCGCGUCUUCCGGAAGUUCGACGCCAACGGCGACGGCCGCAUCUCCCGGUCCGAGCUGGCCGCCCUCUUCGCCUCCGUGGGCCACGCCGCCACCGACGACGAGGUCACGCGCAUGAUGGAGGAGGCGGACGCCGACGGCGACGGCUUCAUCAGCCUCGCCGAGUUCGCCGCCAUCAACGCCGCCCCCGACGCCGCCGUCGUCGAGGAGGACCUGCGCCACGCCUUCGGCGUCUUCGACGCAGACGGCAACGGCGUCAUCUCCCCCGCCGAGCUGGCGCGCGUGCUCCGCGGCCUCGGCGAGGCCGCCACCGUCGCGCAGUGCCGCCGCAUGAUCCAGGGCGUCGACCGCAACGGCGACGGCCUCGUCUCCUUCGACGAGUUCAAGAUCAUGAUGGCGUCCGGCGCGGGAUUCGGCUGCAACAGCAACAUCCGCGCAUGAAGAUCCAAACAAGGAACUCCCGAUCGAUAUAAUGUGACUUCUCUGCAUCGAUUCCGUGGCUCCCUGCCCCUCUGCUCCUGUUCAUUCAUUCUUUUGCGAUCGACAUACGACAACACCUGUAAAUACUACCCUUUACCCACCGUCAAAUACUCCCUGGCCUAUAGUUAGCUAGCCGCAUAAAUCACACCAACGUACAUUGUCCGAGUGCGAUUAUUACUCAUUUUCUUGUACGUACUACUAUAUAGUAAGAUCGGAAUUGUUGGCUGUAAAUGGCAUCUUCACUUCCGAUUUUUACGUUUAAGUGCCGGUUUGGCUCCAAUGUUUUCAGAGUACAUCGGGUGAGCAGAAUGUAAUUCGCACAAUGAAUGGCAAUAUUA